Phyllostomus hastatus (greater spear-nosed bat) is the source of this 1086-nucleotide messenger RNA. RefSeq names its product putative olfactory receptor 7A2. Gene Ontology annotation, biological process: G protein-coupled receptor signaling pathway. Lineage: Eukaryota; Metazoa; Chordata; Mammalia; Chiroptera; Phyllostomidae. Gene Ontology annotation, cellular component: membrane. The transcript is spliced from 2 exons. The record is from RefSeq and is a predicted model, not a curated record. Bases 1 to 1086 code for a protein of 361 amino acids. Gene Ontology annotation, molecular function: olfactory receptor activity; G protein-coupled receptor activity.
AUGGCAAGUGACAUCCAUAAUCAGUCUCACCUUGUGGAAAGGUCUUCCUACAUGAAGUUUUUAUAUUCGUGUGAUGAUAUCAAACUCAGAGAUAAGGAUGAUGAAAGGAUCUACCAUGAUGGCAGUAGGAAAAUUCAUAGAGAAAAGGAGUCACCUGCACCACAGGAACCAGUCAAUAUUACACCAAUUUCAGGAUUCCUUCUACUGGGAUUUUCAGAGACACAUGGACAGCAACCCCUUUUAUUUGGGCUAUUCCUCUGCAUGUACCUGAUCACUGUGUUGGGAAACCUGCUCAUCAUCCUGGCUGUCAGCUCAGACUCCCACCUCCACACCCCCAUGUACUUCUUCCUCUCCAACCUGUCCUUGGUAGACAUCUGCUUCACCUCCACCAACAUCCCAAAGAUGCUGGUGAACAUUCAGACACAGAGCACAGUCUUCACCUAUUUAGGAUGCAUCAUUCAGAUGUAUUUUUUAAUGCUAUUUGCAGUGUUGGAUGACUUCAUCCUUACUGUCAUGGCCCUUGACAGGUAUGUGGCCAUCUGUCACCCCCUGCACUAUACUGUCAUCAUGAACUCCCAGCUUUGCAAACUGCUGGUUUUGAUGUCCUGGAUCAUGAGUACCCUGAAUUCCCUGUUACAGUGCUUAAUGGUGUUGGAUCUGUCCUUCUGCUCAGACUUGGAAAUCCCCUACUUUUUCUGUGAACUCAAAGAGGUGGUCCAACUUGCCUGUUUUGACACCUUUCCUAAUGACAUGGUGAUGUACUUUUCAGCUGUGCUGCUGGGUGGUGGUCCCCUUACUGGGAUCCUUUAUUCUUACUCUGAGAUUGUGUCUUCCAUAUGUAGAACCCCAUCAGCUCAGGGGAAGUAUAACGCAUUUUCUACCUGUGUGUCUCACCUCUCAGUUGUCUUCUUAUUUUAUGGCACGAGCCUAGGAGUGUAUCUUGGCUCGGUUGGUACCCACCACUCACAGUCAAGUGCAACAACCUCAGUGAUGUACACUGUGGUCACACCCAUGCUGAACCCCUUCAUCUACAGUCUCAGGAACAAGGACAUAAAGAAGGCCUUGGAAAGAUUCCUUGGCAGGUAG